This is a messenger RNA of Heterostelium album PN500, 873 nucleotides long. Its product is annotated as Cycloeucalenol cycloisomerase. NCBI's taxonomy places the organism in Eukaryota, Evosea, Eumycetozoa, Acytosteliales, Acytosteliaceae. The transcript has 2 exons. The record is from RefSeq and is a predicted model, not a curated record. Gene Ontology annotation, molecular function: cycloeucalenol cycloisomerase activity. Bases 1 to 873 code for a protein of 290 amino acids.
AUGACAGCUACUUCAAAACAAUCGAGUAUUGCGUCACCUCAUUGGUUCUCCAAAGUACCAAGCAAAGCAUGGGCUGAGAAGUUCUAUCUUCUCUACUCACCAUUCUGGAUUGGUGUCUUCUCGCUUGCCGUCAUCACUGAAGAAUAUAAGAAAUGGGCAGAUUUAGAAUUCUUUAUUCUCGGACUUAUUGUCUCUUUGCCAUGUGUUAUUGUGCCAAUGUUGUUCCCGUGUGCUGCCGACCGCGAUAAGCCAUGGUACGAGAGAUACUGGGUCAAAGCCAACAUCUGGAUUGCAUUGUUUGGUUUCGUCGGUAACUACUUCUGGACACACUACUUCUUUGUGCUUUUACGUGCUACCUACCGAUUCCCAGUGGAUUUCCGUCUCAACGAGGUACCAGUGAUGCUCUACUUUAUCACCCACGCCUACUUUAUGACUUACCAUGCCGCUACCACACCGAUCCUCCGUCGUUUCUGGUCGAGCUACGCUCCAACCGCGCCUGGAAAGCGUCAGCCACUCGGAAAGAUCGUCGGUUCCAUAGUGAUCAUCGCAGCCAUGUCCUAUUUCACUGCAUUCAUGGAGGCAUGGACUCUCGAGAAGGUUCCAUACUACCACAUCGAGAAUCGUGAGCAGAUGUACUUGAUCGGAUCGACCUUCUACAUGCUCUACUUUGUCGUUUCAUUCCCAAUGUUCACUCGUAUCGACGAGACCAACGACGGACAAAAGUGGUCACUCAGCAGAUCCGCUCUCGAGGCAUUGGGAUCGGCCAUGAUCGUCUUUAUCCUCUGUGACUUCUGGCGUCUCAUCAUUGGUUCGAUCACCGGUGAUACUGCUGCCCAGGCCAAACCAUUCUUGGGUGCACAUGGACGUAUCUAA